Fonsecaea erecta is the source of this 1734-nucleotide messenger RNA. RefSeq lists its product as hypothetical. Gene Ontology annotation, biological process: transmembrane transport. Lineage: Eukaryota; Fungi; Ascomycota; Eurotiomycetes; Chaetothyriales; Herpotrichiellaceae. The coding region runs from base 1 to 1734 and encodes 577 amino acids. Gene Ontology annotation, molecular function: transmembrane transporter activity. The record is from RefSeq and is a predicted model, not a curated record. The transcript has 6 exons.
AUGUCAGAAGUCCUUGCAGACUCUCCUGUGAGCUAUGGAACCAAAGAUGAGGCAUCUCUCGACAAACAUAUUGUCAAAGGCAAAGAAGCCACUGUGGAGGCGAAAAUACAACCACAGACACCAAAAGAUCCCGUAACAUCAACAGCCGCGCCUUCGUACCUAAGCCCUCUCAAACAAGCGAUUCUGGUCAUCGCAUUGAUGCUCGCCACGUUCAUCGUUGGCCUCGACACGAGUGUCAUCGCCACCGCAAUCCCCACUAUCACAAAGGAAUUCCACAGCGUCGGCCAGGUCGGAUGGUAUGGCUCUGCGUUCCUGAUGUGCCUGGCCAUGUUUCAGGGUGUCUGGAGCAAGGCCUACAAAUACUUUCCGCAGAAGAUAGUCUUCCUUUCGUGCAUCUUCAUUUUCGAGAUCGGGAGUCUCGUGGUCGCUCUCGCCCCCAACAGCGUGGCCGUUAUCGCCGGCCGUGCUGUUCAGGGACUCGGUGGCGCAGGCCUCACCUCAGGAUGCUACAUCAUCGCCGCAUUCAUUGUGCAACCCUCGCGCCUGUCCAUAGUCAUGGGACUGUUCGGUGCCAUUUGGGCUUGCGUAUCAGUCUUGGGUCCUGUGCUGGGUGGGGUAUUCACCCAAGAUCUGACCUGGAGAUGGUGCUUCUGGAUCAAUUUGCCUGUAGGAGGUGUCACGUUUCUCGUCAUCCUCUUUCUCUUCAGUACACCAGCACACUCUCAGUCCGUCAAAGCUCCGCCCUGGAGAAUGCUCCCUCGCGAGUUCGAUGCAUUAGGAGUUGUUCUUGGGCUAGGCGCCUGGAUCUGCCUGCUGCUCGUGCUGCAAGAUGGUGGUCUCGAAUACCCGUGGAAAUCAAGCUUCUCCAUCGGCUUACUCAUUGGUUUCUGGCUGUUUGUCGGCGCCUUCGUUGCGGCGGAGUUGAUACAGGGCGACACUGCCACAGUCCCGAAGCGACUGUUGAAGAGUCGUACCACUGCAGCAUGUGCCAUUUACAGCUUCGUCUCCAACGCCGGCGGUGUCUCCAGAACAUAUACCCUUCCCAUCUACUUCCAGGCUGUUCAAGGAGUCUCGCCGUCGGACAGCGGCGUGCGCACAAUUCCUAGCGUGCUAUCAUUCUCCCUCGCAACUUUCAGCUGUGCUAUCCUUCUGGGAAAGGUCGGUUACUAUCAGCCUUUCCUGUGGGCAGGCGGCAUCUUGAUUACGAUAGGUUCUGGUCUUUAUUACACUUUGGAUCCAAGUUCGUCAGCGGGACGUUGGAUCGGAUACCAGAUCAUAGCAGGUGUUGGCCAGGGCAUCGUCAUCCAGCUCCCUGUCAUGGUUGCCCAGAGAGUCUCAGCGCGACAAGAUCUGUCUGUCAAUGUAGGGAUCAUGAUGUUUGCCCAGUUUGUUGGAGGAGGUUUCGGUGUAUCGACCGGCCAAGCUAUCCUUAACAAUCGCCUCAUCGACACGCUUCCAGCUGGUAACUCCGCUGUCACUUCUGCGUACGUGCUAGCUGCCGGUGCCACUGGACUCCGACAAGCGUUUCCCAAUCCUCAAGACCUCCGGACCGUCGUGGCCUCGUACAUGGUUGGUCUCAGGGACGCAUGGAUUUUCACGACCGCCAUGAGUGGCGCUGCUUUUGUCGCAGCGUUUGUGGGAGAAUGGAGGUCCAUCAAUGAGCCCGCCCCGGGUGCAAAGUCUCUGGUUGAAACGACAUCUACAAACAAUGAGGCAGGGGAGGUUAAAUCAUGA